GCCCUAAGCCACACGUGCCAGGAACCCACCUCACUCCACACGCCUCACCCCGACACGAAUCCCGACGCCAGCCCAUGGCCAAAUUCAGGAAUCUACCACCUACCAACGAAUCAGAAUCGUCCACGUGUCAUCCCAAAAUGAUAUAACCUACACGCGGACUACCAUUCACCUGAACCUCUUUCAACCUCUCUUUGGCCGCCUUCUCUGUUUCUAUUUCCAAUUUCGAAAUCACACAGGAUUCUUCUUUCUUUAGACUCUCUCUUCUCCUCUCCUCUCCUCCCCCUCUCUUUUCAUAAAAAUCAAAACUCGUUUUUCAUUGGGUUUUCUUCUUUCAAUCCAAAACCUACUUCAAAAAAAGAAAAAACCCAAAAAGGAGAGAAAAACAUCUAGAAAAAGCCCCAAAGUCUUUUAAAAAUAUAAAGACUCCAACGCAUCCUUCGUUCUAGACGUACCUCCAGAACAAGAAAAGAUAAACCCAAGAGAGAAGAUCCCAACUAAAAAGAAAGUGGGCCAUUGAAUCAUCAAAAGACCAAGAGACCCAUAUCAAUUUCUUUAUAAGUUUGAGGAUUCUAACCUGUUCUAUGUUCUAAAUCCACUCCCAAAGGAAGGAAAAAAAGCUCAAGAUAGAAGAAAUUCUCCUUAAAAAGAAAGCGGGCUAAUGAAAUUGGAGACUACCAUACAUCUUCAAUUUUGAAGUGUUCAAUCGAAAGAGAUUUACAGAAGAGAAUGAGAAGAGCCAUCGACAGCCUGACAUAUUGGUUCUCUGAGCACCCAUCAAUCAUCGGAUUCCGUUGGAGCGCCAGCCAAUCAUGGGGCUCCACGUGGUCAUUUCUCUUCAGCUCAAUCUCAACUUAUGUCAUUCUCUCUCUCUUCCUCCACCUCACCUUAGUACUCUUCAACCGCCGCCGCCCGGUCCCACUAGGACCAAUCCCCGCCGUCCACAGCCUCAUAAUGGCCUUGAUAUCAGUAACCAUCUUCGCCGGAACCCUCAUCUCCACCAUCGCCGAAAUCCGUGACACCCGUUGGAUAUGGAGCCGAUCCAAGACUCCCCUCCAAUGGCUACUCUGUUUCCCGCUCGGUACUCGGCCGACAGGCCGCGUUUUCUUCUGGUCGUACAUGUUCUACCUCUCUCGAUUCAUCCACGUCCUCCGGACCUUCUUCUCAAUCCUCCGCCGUCGAAAACUGACCUUUUUUCGAGUAUUCCACCACUCGAUCUUGAUAUGUAUGUCGUUCUUGUGGCUUGAAUUCUCCCAAUCGUUUCAGGUGAUGGCGAUUCUAUUAACGACGUUUGUACACUCGAUCGUGUAUGGGUACCGAUUCUGGGUGGCAAUCGGACUGCCAGCUGCGUGCUUUCCGUUUGUGGCGCAUUGCCAGAUUCUGCUACUUGGGUGUAAUCUGGUAUGCCAUGUAGGGGUUCUUAAGCUGCAUUUUUCAAAGGGUGGGUGUAAUGGCAUUGGAGCUUGGGUUUUUAAUUCAGUGAUGAAUGGUGCAUUGCUGCUAUUGUUCUUGAAUUUCUAUGUGAACAUGCAUUUGAAGAAGAGGCGUGUCAUGGAUGGUGAUUCUUCAAGUCAUUCAAGGUCUGAUGUGAUAGAUGGGAAGAAAGACACAUAGGGUUUUUUGGGUUUUUCUUUUUUUCUUUUUUUUUUUUUCUUUUUGUUCUUUUACUCCCAGUUGUAGUUUUUUAUGUUUUUUUUUUUUUUUUGGUAGAUUUUAAGUGGGUGAAGAAAAAUCAAAAUUCCCCUUUUUGUAUAGACUGUCAAGGAAAUACAUACUUUUGUGAUUUUAUUU
This is a messenger RNA of Magnolia sinica, 1788 nucleotides long. RefSeq names its product elongation of fatty acids protein 3-like. The transcript has a single exon. Gene Ontology annotation, molecular function: fatty acid elongase activity. The record is from RefSeq and is a predicted model, not a curated record. The coding region runs from base 727 to 1611 and encodes 294 amino acids. Gene Ontology annotation, cellular component: endoplasmic reticulum membrane. Lineage: Eukaryota; Viridiplantae; Streptophyta; Magnoliopsida; Magnoliales; Magnoliaceae. Gene Ontology annotation, biological process: sphingolipid biosynthetic process; fatty acid elongation, polyunsaturated fatty acid; fatty acid elongation, monounsaturated fatty acid.